UCCAAAAGAUAUAUAAUUCAGUAAUACUAAUGAGUACUUUACAAGAAAAAAAAACUUUACUUGAAAAUAAAUUAGAAGCUCUUCAAGAGCAAGUAGGUUUUUGUCUUUACAAGUAUGAUUAUCAUCAUCAAAACAAUGAGGAAAAUAUCUUAAAAAAAGAAUGCAAUUUGUUGAUAGCUGUCAAAGACUCUACUCAAUAUUUACUUAAGGAAUACAACAUUCUAUCCAGCAAAAUUAUAGAAGCAAAUAAUAAAUGUAACGAAGUCGAAAAAUUACUGGUGAGCAUGGGUCUAAUGGCGUCGACUACAAAAGAAGUCGGCGCAAGUAAAGAAAGUCAAGAAUAUGAUUAAGACGAAGAUGCUAGAAAAAACCUGUAUUUUAUUGCAAUUAUUUGAUUUAUUAAUUCUCCUGCUGUGAUUAUUAAUAUUAAUUUUUUAAAAGUAAG
Teleopsis dalmanni is the source of this 445-nucleotide messenger RNA. RefSeq lists its product as uncharacterized. The record is from RefSeq and is a predicted model, not a curated record. Lineage: Eukaryota; Metazoa; Arthropoda; Insecta; Diptera; Diopsidae. The transcript is spliced from 2 exons. The coding region runs from base 30 to 350 and encodes 106 amino acids.